Molecule: messenger RNA, 2185 nt
Organism: Diospyros lotus (date-plum)
Lineage: Eukaryota; Viridiplantae; Streptophyta; Magnoliopsida; Ericales; Ebenaceae
Product: pentatricopeptide repeat-containing protein At4g02820, mitochondrial
Exons: 2
Coding region: 48-1586 (512 amino acids)
Cellular component (GO): mitochondrion
Molecular function (GO): protein binding
Source: RefSeq, a predicted model, not a curated record
UUGACGCCAUUCACUGCUCGCAGAGGGCGUUGCGAAGUCUCUGGAAGAUGCUGGUCCGUAGAAUCGUCGCAACCAUCGGGGCGGCGCGCUAUUUGUCAGUCGAAGCGGCAGCGAAGCACUUAACCUCAGUCGAACCUUCCGGAACCGCCGCGAGCAGUUCCGGCCGCGACACCCUUGGUCGACGGCUUCUAAGUCUGGUUUACGCGAAGCGUAGCGCCGUCAUCACUAUACGCAAAUGGAAAGAGGAGGGGCACAUUGUCCGCAAGUACGAGCUCAACCGGAUCGUCCGCGAGCUUCGGAAGGGCAAGCGCUACAAGCACGCUCUAGAGAUAUGUGAGUGGAUGAAAAUACAAGGUGACAUCAAGCUGCAACCAGGAGAUUACGCCAUCCAUUUGGACUUGAUUGCAAAAGUUCGUGGCUUAAAUAGUGCAGAAAAGUUUUUUGAGGAUCUUCCUGACCGGUUGAAAGGCCAGUCUGCCUGCACUUCCCUACUCCAUACCUAUGUCCAGCAUAAUGAAUCCUCUAAAGCUGAAGCUCUUAUGGAGAAAAUGUCAAGAACUGGUAUCUUGAAGUGCCCCCUCGCUUAUAAUCACAUGAUGUCCCUCUACAUAUCAAAUGGGCAAUUUGACAAGAUACCCGGAGUGAUUCAGAAAUUAAAGAAGAACACUUUACCAGAUGUGGUCACUUACAAUCUGUGGCUAACCUUCUGUGCCUCACAGAAUGAUGUUGAAACAGCAGAAAAGGUCUUUCUUGAGCUGAAAAAGGCAAAAGUAGAUCCAGAUUGGGUAACAUAUAGCACGUUGGCUAGCCUAUACAUAAGAAAAUCACUGCUUGAAAAAGCAGCAUCCCAAUUAAAGGAAAUGGAGAAGAAGACUUCUCGUAAAGUUCGAGCUGCUUAUUCCUCCCUCAUCAGUCUCCAUGCAAACAUGGGAAAUAAGGAGGAGGCCCACCGGAUAUGGGAAAAAAUGAAAUCAACCUUCCGUCAAAUGAAUGAUGCUGAGUAUAAUUGCAUGAUAUCUUCCCUCCUAAAGCUCAAGGAGUUUGAAGAAGCUGAGAAUCUUUAUACUGAGUGGGAAUCCGUUUCUAGCACUGGUGAUUCUAGGGUAGCAAAUUUACUUCUUGCAGCUUACAUCAACAAAAACCAGAUGGAAAUGGCUGAAAAUUUUUACAAUAGGAUGGUUCAAAAUGGCGUCAAACCCAGUUACACCACAUGGGAGCUUCUUACAUGGGCUUAUUUGAAACAAAAGCAGACCGAUUUGGUUUUAGAUUGUUUCAAGAAAGCUGUCGGCAGUGUGAAGAAAUGGAGGCCUGAUGAGAAGAUCAUUCAAGGAGUAUUUAGGACGCUUGAAGAGCAAGGUAAUGUUGAGGGGGCAGAGCAGUUCCUGGAGACUGUUAGGAAUGCUGGCCAUGUGAGUACAAAGGUCUAUAACUUGCUUCUUCGAACUUAUGUCAAAGCUGGUAAAAUGCCACUUAUAGUUGCAGAACGAAUGAACAAGGACAACGUUCAGCUGGACGAUGAGACUGAUAAGCUUAUUAAAUUAACCAGUAAAAUGCGUGUAGCUGAAGUUUCAAGCUGUUUUUCUUAAACGCAUCACUUUUUCAUGCGCUUGCAUUUCAGAAUUUAUGCCCCAUUCCUCAGCUAAGAUGAGAUUAUAUGUGUUUUAGAAGCGGGGCUUGAUUUAUAGGCAAGAUAAGUGCUUGAUCUGGUUUUCUGGGCAACUUAUAGAUAAACAAAGUUAUCGAUUGUGCGUAGAAACCUGUUCACAACAUACACAGGGCUUUUGGGAAGCAGUGGCAGAUUAAGACGCCUUUAGCUAAAACUUUGGCAGCAAUGACGGGCAAGAAAGCUUGUAUAAACUUCUCAGACUGCAAGCAAAUUCCUACAUCUGAUGGUUGUACAAUCAAGCGGCAUGCUUUAGAGAACAGAAUUAGUUGGUGAAGCUCCUCCCUUUGGCAUUUUUAGGGCCACAUCAGGAGCUGAGGAUGGGAUGUAACUUCUUUGUGGGUAUAUUGACACUAUUUUCACUUUUCAUGAGUUAAAUUUUCAUUUUCACCCCAUGGAUUACUCUUGUUUGGCCUCGUCGAUGGAACGCAGCCCCCAAUCAUUGAUAACUUCUCUGGUCUUUGUAUUGUUUAACAACUUGGAGAUCUUACUCAAUUAACAUAGUGAUCUCUCUUCACCUUA